Kluyveromyces lactis is the source of this 1017-nucleotide messenger RNA. RefSeq names its product Mum3p (gene MUM3). Gene Ontology annotation, cellular component: endomembrane system. Gene Ontology annotation, molecular function: acyltransferase activity. Bases 1 to 1017 code for a protein of 338 amino acids. The transcript has a single exon. The record is from RefSeq and is a predicted model, not a curated record. Lineage: Eukaryota; Fungi; Ascomycota; Saccharomycetes; Saccharomycetales; Saccharomycetaceae.
AUGUCUGUACUGAGUACGUUGCAAACAAAUGUCACGGGACCAUGGUUUUCGAUACAAGACAAGCAUCUUAUAAAAUGUGUGGCCUAUUCAUGGUUUUUGUUUAUACUUUUCAUACUUCAGUCAGUGCUAGCAGGGUGGAUAUGGUAUAUGAAUCAAUGGUCCAGAAUCAUUUCAUCAAAGUAUUAUUACAGGGGUAUUAUGAAAACUGAGAAGAUUCAAACCAUGGUUAAUAUAUGGAUUAAUGAAUUCAUUAUAUGGAGUGUGCUAAGAGAAGAUAUCCAAAUUAUUUACGAGGGGGAAACAAUCAACACAAAAUGUAAGAACCAACUAAUACUAAGCAACCAUAGAUCAAUUAUCGAUUAUACUUUGAUUCAAUCCCAGUUCGGAGCUGAAAAUGUAAUUUUCGCAGGUUGGACUCGUUUAAUGAAGUAUCCCAGUUUUAAGCAUUUUUGGACAAUAUUCAGGCAUGAUGAGAAUGACAACGUUUCGGUAUCAAAGAUUAAGAAGUUUUAUGGGCCUGAGAAUUUGGUAAUAUUUCCCGAGGUGAAUAUCUUCACACCAGAAGUUAAAUUGAUUGAAAGAAAGUUAAUGAAAUUGAAAUACAAAGGAUUACCUGUUUUGCAUAACGUUCUAUACCCCAGAUUUGGUACUUUCGUAAAUCUGAUCAAAGCUUUUUCAAACAGCAAUGACAGAAAAUGGUGUCGCAUGUUGGAGUACCUUAUUCUUCCGACAGAACCGAUAUUACGUGACUCAAUGAAGUUACUAGAUUUAACUUUGGUUUAUUACAAGAUCACGUUGAACUCAAUGGGUGAGUAUAAGUUGGAGCAAACAAUUCCAGCUCUAUGGGACAUAUGGUCGUUGGAAUCACCAAUGAUACUAUGCAUCCACGCAUCGUACCAUGAUGUUGAUAAACUCACUAAAAAGAAACCCAAACAACUAGAAAGUUGGCUAGAAACCCAGUGGUGUGCUAAGGAUAAAUUGAUAGAUACCUUUGAAUUGAACGUGGAGAUAGUCUAA